AGUUCAGACACGGACAGAGAGCAGACAGCGACAGACUCUCCUCCUCUUCCUCCUCCUCCGUACUCUUCCUUCAUAUCUCUCUCUCUAUUUCUCUCCCUCUCUGUCUCUCCAUACACCAUCCACCCAUAUGCGUCUUUUGGAUACCUGCCUCUCCUAGAGCGCGUCAGCCCGCCUGAAUCAGUCCAUCCUCCACAUGCCAUCUCCACGGUAGUCCCGCUUGAAGAAGCUGCAUUCGCGGUGAUGAUGCCCGGCUGAGAGGCUCGCAGCAGCGUUCAUCCUCCAGCCAAACGCAGCGGGACCCGCCGACCGAAGAGGAGCCUGGUGCCGCUUCCCUCCUUGGCGCGUGGCUCUGCGCAAUGGAUUUACGGUUGUCGGAGAAAAGUUGGAUUUCGUGAAGAGCCCCGUGGACCCCUAAAAUGGACAUAAAAGGAGUGCGUUUUUAGUGAAAGGUGCUUUUGGGUUUGGAAUCACACCGUGAGAGGAAAUGCACAGAGCGUGGAUACUCUUCUUUCUAAUAGAAGAGGGUUUCGCUCUGGCACAGAGAACUAAAGACUCCCCAAGCGAACAUGGCGGCCAGAGCCCCAACCAGAACGACUGUGGCACGUGGGUCCGCAACAUCAAUGGCGGGGUGUUCACGUCGACAAACUACCCCAACACCUACCCGCCCAACAAGGAGUGUGUUUAUAUUCUGGAAGCUCUUCCUAGACAAAGGAUUCAGCUAGCUUUUGAUAAGAAUUACUACAUCGAGCCAUCAUUCGAGUGCCGCUUCGAUCACAUCGAAAUCCGCGAUGGGCCAUUUGGGUUCUCGCUGCUCAUUGAUCGCUUCUGUGGGGGAAAGAACCCGGGCCUGGUUACAUCGACGGGACGUUUCAUGUGGAUCAAGUUCACCAGCGACGAGGAGCUGGAAGGCCUGGGCUUCCGCAUUAAGUACACCUUCAUUGCAGACCCUGAUUUCCAUCUGCACGUGGGCGGCCUGCUGAAUCCCAUCCCAGACUGUCAGUUUGAAACCGGUGGAUGGGAUGGGAUUAUUCGCUCCAGUCAGGUGGAGGAUGAAGAGAAAGUGAAGCCCGGUGAUGCUCUGGACUGUAUCUGGACCAUCAGGGCUCCUCCUCAGUCCAAGAUCUACCUGCGCUUCAUGGAGUACCAGAUGGAACACUCUAAUGAGUGCAAGAAGAACUUCGUGGCCGUGUAUGAUGGCAGCAGCGCCAUCGAGAACCUCAAGGCCAAGUUCUGCAGCACCGUGGCCAAUGAUGUGAUGCUGGAUAACGGCGUGGGAGUCGUGCGAAUGUGGGCUGAUGAGAAGAGCCGCCUCAGCAGAUUCCGCAUGCUCUUCACCUCAUUUGUUGACCCACCCUGUUCAGGCAAUUCAUUCUUCUGCCACAGCAACAUGUGCAUAAACAACUCCCUGGUGUGCAAUGGAGUUCAGAACUGUGUGUACCCGUGGGAUGAAAACCACUGCAAAGAGAAGCAAUCUCAGGGGCUUUUUCAUCAGAUCACUAAGACCCACGGCACCGUCAUUGGUGUCUCAUCAGGCAUAGUUCUGGUUCUUCUCAUCAUCUCCAUCCUGGUCCAGAUGAAGCAGCCAAGGAAAAAGGUCGUAGCUCGCCGGCCAGGUGUCUUCAACAAGGCGGGCUUCCAGGAGGUCUUCGACCCGCCCCACUACGAGCUCUUCUCUCUACGUGACAAGGAGAUAUCGUCAGAUUUAGCUGACCUGUCUGAGGAGCUAGACAGCUUCCAAAAGCUGCGGCGCUCCUCCACCAUGUCCCGCUGUGUCCACGAGCACCACUGCGGCUCGCAGGCCUCGGUGGCUACGGGCUGUGGCAGUAUGAAGCACAGCCGCACCACACUGAGCUCCAUGGAGCUGUCCUACCACAACGACUUCUCCAAGCCACCGCCCAUGAAGACUUUCAACUCCACCGCCAGCUACAAGAAGAGCUGCUACGGCUACAAGCAGCACGCACAGACUCACGACUGCGACCAGCAGGUCAUCGAGGACCGCGUCACAGAGGAGAUCCCGUGUGAAAUCUACGGCCGUGGAGGAGGAGGUGUGGGAGGAGGAGCCAUGGGUGGAGCAAUGGGAGGAGGAGGAGCAUCAGGGAUUGCAGGAGGAGGGAUCGGAGGAGCAGUGGGGAUAACUGGAGGAGUGGCGAUGGCGGGGGGAAUGGGUAUGGUGGGAGGAGUGGGCAUGGCGGGGCCUAGUGGCAUCACUGGAGGUAUCGGCGGGGGGAUGGCAGGAGCCUGCGGAACCCUCAGUGUCCGUGGAAACAGCGCUCGUAACAGUACCACCAUGGUUGACCCACAGCAGCGCUCCAUGUCCAUGGACUUCUAGAUGGUGAACGGAGAAAGGGAACCCAGAGAGAGCUCAUAUUUCAUGUCAGAAGAGACGAGAGAAGAGUAGACAGGAGAGUCACAAUAAUCUUAAAUUGAUCACUCCUCUUCCCUCUUCUGCCUUUGCUUUCAAAGCAAUAUUAAAAGUAUUGCACUCAAAGUCUGGUCUGAUAGUUUGGGAAAUAAGCAGAUACGAACCAAGAAUCAAAAAGUGGAUAAAACUGGACUGUUGGUUCUAUUCUUCAGGAUACUGAGCGAAGGGAGGGUGGAGACAUCUAGUCUCUCCUCCAGUCUUACACUCUUUUAAUCUCUCCUUUUCAUAAAACACAUAUAAGAAGAGGGUUCUCGCAUGCAGACCCAGACUUCUCUCUGUUUGGGAGCCUAGAAGACCAGGUAACCGCUCAGAAACAAGGAGAGAAUAAGAUGGAGAGAUGCCCUGGACUGACUUUCUACAUUUAUUCACCUGACAUGCACAGAUAUAUGAUAUAAAGUGCGUCUUCUAAUAAUUUGACUCUUUAUUUUUGUCAGUGUACUGUACUGUACUGUUAAAACCAGUAUAUAUCCAGCCUCAUGAUGAUGCUUGGCUUUUAACUCUUUAAUCUUUUUUGCUCAGAUGAUUUUAUGAAGAUGACUUGUCCAUGAGAUAUGGUGUUGAUUAUGAUGAUGAUGGUGGAGUUGCUGUUGAUGAUGAUGAUCAGAAAUAUGAUGAUGAUGUUAAAGAUGUGAUAUUACUAUAAUAAUUCUGUGAUUUUCAUGGUUACCUCACACAUACACAGAAGGUACGCUCCGUUCAGUCUCUCCUCAGGAAGAGCACAUGAAGAGACUCAAGAGUCUUAUUUUGGUAAGAAGUAGAGAAAAAAAAGUCUAUUUCUGCUCGUUGAGCUUUAUAGCAUAUGGACAUUCGGGCUGUGAGUGAUCGUUUAUGGAACAGGAAAUGUUUGGUUGUGAGACUCGGACUGAAUCAAAAUAGAAACCAUCCCACUCCCAAACCCCACCCUUACCAGGAGAACAUGUACCUUCUCAUUGUCCCCAUGAACUGAGUGUGUAAAAACAAGCACAACCUGUUACCCUGAUGAGACAGACAUGUAGCCUAUACGGGACUCAUUUAUGAUUUUAACUCACUGGUUGUAUAAUUUCAUUCUGUUGAAUUAAAUGAGAGCUUACUCACC
Messenger RNA from Anarrhichthys ocellatus (wolf-eel), 3497 nucleotides. It is a transcript of the gene neto2a, whose product is annotated as neuropilin (NRP) and tolloid (TLL)-like 2a. The record is from RefSeq and is a predicted model, not a curated record. Gene Ontology annotation, cellular component: postsynaptic density. Gene Ontology annotation, molecular function: ionotropic glutamate receptor binding. The transcript has 10 exons. The coding region runs from base 485 to 2329 and encodes 614 amino acids. NCBI's taxonomy places the organism in Eukaryota, Metazoa, Chordata, Actinopteri, Perciformes, Anarhichadidae.